GGUUGAGGAACCAGGAAAAGGUUGUGGUGAGAGGCAGAGAGCUGGUCUGCUGGGCAGUGAGUGGUGGCCAAGUACACAGCUAGGAUGGGCUCUGUCUGGGGCCUGGCUCUGCUCCUUCUUUUCUUCUGCUGGGAGGCUGGGGGCUCACAGAGCUCUGCAGGCCCUAGCACCCGUGGAUCAAUCCCUUUGGUGACAACAAAUAAUACAGAAGUGACUGCCAUGACUCAAGGUUUCCAGACAAGUUCAGAGAGAGCCUUCCGCACCACUGACCUUCAUGAGCUCUUCAUGAGCUAUGUUUCUUUGCAAACUCAAACCCUGAGCUCUCCAACCAUUUCUAAGACUUUAAUCACAACAAAUAAUAGAUCAGAAGCCAAGAGCAUGGAGACCAGGACCAUUUCCCCCUCAGCAGGGGUCAAAGAGACCCCCACCAUUUCACCCCUACAACAGAACAGGACCCUCUCAAAGAUUAUGGCUCCUACAACUAUGGCUGUGAUGACCACUUCUAAGGAGACUCUGGACCCACGUGGCAGCCCCACAGGGCGUGGAACACACCCUGGGACUGGUACAAACAGAGAUCCCACGCAAGCCAUCUUUGCUAACCCUUGUAGCUCUGACAGCUCUGAAGAGGCAAACUGGAUCAAAGGUGACAUCUCAACAAGGGCAGACACACCGACAGAAGCUCAGAGCCUGUCCUCAGAGAGCAGCUCCUCUUCUGACAGCUCAGUGUCUGUCCUCAGCCCUUCACAGGAUCUGGCACCUGGGAUCUUGACUCAAGCCAAGGCCUUAGCUGCCUACAGGAUCACCCACAUCGAGUUUAGCAAUUGUAGCAUCACCAAAAUAGAGACAGCUGCUAUCAUCUCUGAGACCUCAGACACAGGCCCCAGGCCCACAGAGGGAGAGAUGGCCUUGUCCACAACACAGUCACCAGCUUUGCCCCUCUCUCCCGAGGCAAAACCAUACAUCCCCAACACCACAGCCUUUGUCCAGGCCUUGUCAUCAGCCAGCACCUCAGCAGCGGCUGUCCUGGAUGCAGCCACGGUCUCUAACCCCAGGGGAACUUGGGUGACAGUCACCAGGAAGCCUUUGGAAGAAACGUCGGUGCUGUCCUUUGAGACAUCAAGCCACACUGAGGUCCCAGGAGCACUUCCAGUCUCCAAGGCGGCUGGAUCAACAGGGGCCAAGGGGCCUUCCUUUGCUGUUUCCUCAGCUUCAGUCUACAGCCCUUCAGACCAAGCCACUACCAAGGACUCCAGCCCUUCAGAGACGUGGAGCACAGCCAGUGCAGCCAACAAGGCCUUCCCCACUAGCAGAAACUCUCCUUCUUCUGUCCAUCCAGCUACAGCCAGCACCAGCUCUCUUCCUUCUGUCCAUCCAGCUACAACUGCCAGCAGCCAAACACCAAGUCUGACAUCAGAGGGAGCCUUCCAUGAGUCCUUGGUGCCAAGCUGGGAUCCUUUCCACGCCCAAACCCCGAGCACUGCCACCACUCCUAAGACCAUAAUCACAGCAGGCAGUGUAUCAGAAGUGGACAGCCGGGAGUCGCACACCACAUCCCCCACACCAGGAACCACGGAGACCCCCACCAAUUCCCCUGCAGUGGAGACCUUGGGGACUCUGGCUACAUCCCCUGAAGCAGAGACCCAAGUCAGCUCCUCCACAUCAGAAACCACGGAGACCCCCCACAUUUCCCCUGCAGCGGAGACUUUGGGAACCCUGACCAUUUCCCCUGACACAGAGACUUUGAGGACCCAGUCCACUCUCUCUUCUACAACAGAGAUCAUGGAAACCCCAACCAUAUCCACAGUAACAGAGCCCACGGAGACCCUGAGCACUUACCCUGUAGUAGAGACCAAGGAGAUCGGGACUGUUUCUUCUGUACUAGGACUUGAGGGGACCCUGACCAUUGCCCCUGCAGCAGAGACCAUGGAGACCCCAACAAGUUUUUCUGCUGCAACACAGACAACGGAGACCCCAACAAGCUUCCCUGUAGCAAUGGUGGAGACUCAUUUCACAAAUACCAUAUCUCCCACCAUUACCCCACCACACCCCAGCGGACCUGGAACAUGCUCAUUUGUCGCAGACACAACUGCUAUCCAGAACUCCAGCCCCUCAGAGUCUUCUACCACAGACAGUAUAACCAAUGGGUCCUUUCCCACCCACAGAAGCCUUCUCCCUUCUAUCCAUCCUACUACAGCCAGUGGGAGCCCUCUCCCUUCUGACCACCUGAUUACAGCCACCAGCAGUCAAGAAACACUCACCACCUUUGUCAAGACCACAGCCUCACCAAUGACCCCAACGAGGCCCCUGACAUCAACACCUGCCACUUUUUGGUCAAGGCAGACCAUAGGAGUUACGGCAGGUGGAGAUGGAGGCUUCCUCCUUGUGCGACUGGGCGUGGCCUCCCCAGAAGACCUCACUGAGCCCGGCGUGGCAGAGAAGCUGAUGGAACAGCUCCACUGUGAAUUGCUAGCCCACAAGCUGCUUGUCCAAUUCUCUUUACUGCGUGUCAAGAGGAGCUAAAGAAUACCAGCUGCAGCCAAGUACAACCAUGUGCCUAAGAAGGUCAGUGUUGCCCAUGGUCUGGGCUCCUUCCAAUAGGCAGAAGCCACAUUACUGUACUGAGAUGGAUCUAGAAUUUCCCAUGAAGCUCAGCUGGCCCAAGCCCCUUACUCCAGAUGUGGCCACUGAUCCCUGGCUCACUUAUAUCUGAUUGUAUGUGUGUUGGGAGGGGGCUACCCUGUUUCCAGAGGUGUCCUUCACUUCUUCUGGUGUUUGGAUGUUUCAGUAAAGAGAGACAUGAUCACC
Molecule: messenger RNA, 2805 nt
Organism: Dipodomys spectabilis (banner-tailed kangaroo rat)
Lineage: Eukaryota; Metazoa; Chordata; Mammalia; Rodentia; Heteromyidae
Gene: Muc20
Product: mucin 20, cell surface associated
Exons: 4
Coding region: 85-2520 (811 amino acids)
Biological process (GO): hepatocyte growth factor receptor signaling pathway
Source: RefSeq, a predicted model, not a curated record